Messenger RNA from Scedosporium apiospermum, 831 nucleotides. RefSeq lists its product as uncharacterized. Gene Ontology annotation, molecular function: lyase activity. The record is from RefSeq and is a predicted model, not a curated record. The coding region runs from base 1 to 831 and encodes 276 amino acids. The transcript is spliced from 2 exons. NCBI's taxonomy places the organism in Eukaryota, Fungi, Ascomycota, Sordariomycetes, Microascales, Microascaceae.
AUGGGACAAACAGACAUUCCCCCACCCCACUGCCCGCCUUGGCUCAUCCCAGCCUCAACUGUCCUCCUCGCCCUCGGCAUCCUCCUCUGGCUCCUCACCUACAUCCUCAUGACCCCCCGCUCCCUAUCCACCAAAUCCUCCCCCAUCCCCCUCCUCGCCCUCUCCGUCAACCUCUCCUGGGAAAUAAUCUUCGCCCUCUACGUGACCGAACACAUCCUCGAGCGCGCCGGCUUCGUCCUCUGGCUACUCUUCGACGUCGCCAUCAUCCACGUCACGCUGCGCGCGGCGCCCUACGAGCGUCCGCCCUUUCUGGCGCGGAACUUGGGGACGGUGUUGGCGGCGAUGGUGGGCGUGGGUUGUUUGGCGCAGUGGACCGUUGUGGUUUGGUGGGUGGAAGUGCCGGGGAGGGGACAUGGGGAUAAGAGGGGGAAGUGGUGGGGUGGGGUGGAGGGGAUUGAUACGACGGAGUUGGCGUACUGGACGGCGGGGGUUGCGCAGGUUUUGGGGAGCGGGUUGAGUUUGGGGGAUCUGGUGAGGAGGGGGCAUUCGGGGGGGACGAGUUAUGGGAUUUGGCUCGCUCGAACCAUCGGCUCCCAGUUCGGCCUCACCCUCAACUCCGGCAUCCUCUGGAGGUACUGGCCCGAAGCCCACGCUUACUACCUUACCCCUCCAUCCCUCUUCAUUCUCGGGGCUACGACUGCGUUUGACCUGCUCUACGGGGCGGUCCUUUGGUACGUGAAGAAGACGGAGAGGCAGCUGCCCGAUGGGAGGCUUGUGGCUGGGGCUUGGCAUGGUGGGAGUCCUGGGGAGGCCGAUAAGAAGGUCCAGUAA